Melozone crissalis (California towhee) is the source of this 369-nucleotide messenger RNA. Its product is annotated as lymphotactin-like. Gene Ontology annotation, molecular function: CCR chemokine receptor binding; chemokine activity. NCBI's taxonomy places the organism in Eukaryota, Metazoa, Chordata, Aves, Passeriformes, Passerellidae. Gene Ontology annotation, biological process: cellular response to tumor necrosis factor; cellular response to type II interferon; monocyte chemotaxis. Gene Ontology annotation, cellular component: extracellular region. The record is from RefSeq and is a predicted model, not a curated record.
AUGACAAUAUAUAAACCCUGUGAAAGGGGGCUGACAGUAGGCAAUUUCUUUUCUGCCUUGAAACAGAAGCCACCAAUGAAGCUCCACACCGCAGCAAUCCUGCUCCUCUUCUGGCUUGGUGUCUUUGCUGUGCACACAGUCACAGGGAGCGCUAGCAGUCAGCCCAUGCGCAAAUUCAGUUGUGUAAAACUGUCUACAAAGCAUUGGAACAUCCGAAAUUUUGUGAACUAUGAAAAGCAACAAGUACCAAUAGAUGCCAUCAUGUUCAUCACUGCAAGAGGUAUCAAGAUCUGUGUAAGUCCUAAUCAGAAAUGGGUUCAGGCUGCUAUAAAGAGAAUAGAUGAAAACCGUCCUGCCAAACGCAAAUAA